Messenger RNA from Sphenostylis stenocarpa, 2895 nucleotides. The record is from the annotation of a GenBank genome assembly. Lineage: Eukaryota; Viridiplantae; Streptophyta; Magnoliopsida; Fabales; Fabaceae.
AUGGAUAGUGAGAACAACUUUAUUCCAAACGGUCUGGUUUCUAGUGAGGCACCCUUGUUUGCAACGCUGGUUGACCAGAAAAGAUGGUCACAAGCUGAAGGUAGAACUGGAGAGCUGCUUGCACAGAUUCAGCCCAACCAGACAUCAGAAGCACAUCGAAAUGCUGUGCUAUCUUACCUGCGAUCCCUCAUCGUUAUGCGUGUCCCUUGUCAGGUAUUUCCAUUUGGUUCCGUACCGUUGAAGACCUAUUUACCUGAUGGGGACAUUGAUCUAACAGCCUUCUGUGAGGAUCAACAUUUGGAAGACAGUCUGAUCCAAGAUAUACAGCGUAUUUUAGAGAGAGAACAGAAGAAUGAGGAGGCUCAAUUUCACGUGAAAGAGGUUCAGUAUAUCCGUGCAAAGGUGAAGAUCAUAAAGUGUUUAGUCGAAAACUUUGUAGUUGACAUAUCUUUCAACCAGAUUAGUGGUUUGGGUACACUUUGUUUUAUUGAGGAGGUGCUUUUUCGAUUUUUGGAUUUCUUCAGCAAAUUUGACUGGAGCAAGUAUUGCAUUAGCUUGAGAGGUCCAGUGCCUAUAAGGUCACUUCCGAAUAUGGAAGCUGAACCUCCUCGUAAUAACUGCGGAAAGUUGUUGCUGACCCAACAGUUUCUUACUGCCUGUGAAUUCAACUAUGGUGUUCUGUGUAGCAGCAAAGAAUUAAACGAGAAACCAUUUGUCUCUAAAUACAUGAAUAUUGUAGAUCCUUUGCUUGCUAAUAACAACCUAGGAGGAAGCAUUAAUAAAGGAAACUUGAGUAGGAUAAAAAGUGCUAUUGCUUUAGGUGCAAAGCGAAUACAGAGGUUACUGGCUUGCCCAGAAGAUAAUGUCAUAGCUGAAAUUGAUUUAUUUUUUAAGAAUACAUGGGAGAGAAACGGUAAAGGUAACUGGAUCGAUAAACUCACUUGUAAUCUUCACCUAAGGAACAAAAGUGUUACAACUAGUCGUGUACAUCAUGGUUCUCAUAGUAUUUACCAAAAUCCUUCUAACCAUUCAGAAGAAUCGAAGCAAAUGUUAGGAAGCUCUGAUGAAUUUGCUGCUUCUCAAACUUGGAGCUUAAGGAAUAACAACAUUUCUACUGAUAAAAUGGCCUUUGAUAUAGACCAUACAAAUACCAUGAACAAUGCUCUUGCUGAUGGAGGCCAACGUCCUGUAUCUUCAUCAUAUGGAGUUCAUGACACGCGAUACUUUCCUGGGUUUUAUUAUAGUUCAGAAUUUGGUCAUUUGUGUAGUGAACCUUCAACUCAUCAUUACUACAAGACCAGAAUUUCAUCUGAAAAACAUCAACCUUUUGUGCAGAUCUCAUAUGAAUGUGAAGAUAACCCAGAAAACACUUCAAGUGGUUAUUAUUGUGAAUAUGGCUUAGGUGUCAAUGAUGAAAAUGUCUUUCCUGUUGAUGAGGCAAUGAUGACGCAACAGGAGUUUGGUUUUUCUUAUUUCGAUGAAUAUCUGCCAGCACUAGUGAAUGUGAAUUCAUGUGAUGUGUCUUUCCGACCACCCCGUGUUUUAGCUUCUGGAUACAUGCAUGGAAACUCAUUUGGGGUGUUUCGAGAAGAUGCCCCUUCUUUUGAGUACUUUCCAGGCCACAAUAUGCCUUACUCUCACGACUCAGCUCCAUUUCCAUCAGAAUGGUUUCCGGUUCCGAGAUCACCCUAUGAGGGAGAAUAUACUGCACCAUUUCAUUAUAGCGUGUUAGCACCACCUCAUUCAGAUCAUCACACACCAAAAGAUUAUGUGGUAACCACUAAGCAAAAAUGUGGUGAAAAUCCACCCGACAGCAGAAUCGUAAAUAAGGAUGUGAAUUGUAGAGAAACUGGAUCAUCUUGUAAGUCUUCUCCACCUGGUGGUGAGAAUGAAAAUUGGGUUGGUCAAUCAACAAUAGGCAUUGAUCAUGACUUGCGUGAGAACAUAAGUACCGAAGCAAUCAAUUCAUAUUGUCAAGCUCCUCAAUUCGGUAGCAAACUGUCAAAGACUGUGCCUAACUCACCAGUUCCUGAUUAUACUCCUGUUCUUGUUGAUCCUCCUAGUUCGAGUCAGAGAACCGUUGAUGACCAAAGUUUUCAACUAGUUGCAGUUCCUACCAUGUUCCCAUUCUACAAUCGUCCUAUUGCAGCCACCAAUGAUGUGGGCAUGAUGCAUGCUGGUUUAGGUUAUCUUUAUCCACCAGAGUCAAGUUUCAGUUCGGAUUUUGCUCAACAUGUUAACUAUGCAAGUCAUGACGCAGUAGCAACUUCAGGGUACUUUGAGAAUGAAGGUUAUGAUAUACUGGAUGGUAAUUUUUCAAGCUAUUGGUUGAAUCUGCAAUAUGGAAGGUAUUGUAAGAAUAAAAAGUCAAAGGAAGUUCUGUCUCCCUCUAGUAAACUGCCAAUGAAUUUAAGGGCACAAUUUGCAUGGCAUAGGAAACCUCAACAAGGUAUCAUGAACAUCAUGAAGCGUGUUCAAACCCCUAUUCCUGUGAUGCCAUCUGGAGAUGCUUCUCCCUUGCUUGGGGAUAUGAAUGAACGUGUUGGUUUUUGGCUUCCAAGAACUAGUGAUGGGACUGGGACUUACUUUCCAAAGGCAAAUCCUUCAAGUUAUUACCAGCAAAAGUUUUGCAAGAAAAAGCGUCUUCCCCUAAGUCGUUACAUCGAAAAUCUCAAAUAUGAAAAGAAGGACAACCAUGGCGAAAGGGACGAAAAUUUGCAUUUGAAUUCAAACGGAAGGUUUCCCGGCUGUGGCCAGGCGUACAGCAAAUUUGAGAAUUCAGCGGUUUUCGUCCAUUUUGCCAACCGUGACAAAAAGAUUAGUACUUCUGAUGGGUCACGCAAAGAGUACAAAGCAUUAGUUUCUCUUGGAAUUGAAGACACUAUAAUUGGAUAA